This is a messenger RNA of Salvelinus sp. IW2-2015, 7126 nucleotides long. NCBI's taxonomy places the organism in Eukaryota, Metazoa, Chordata, Actinopteri, Salmoniformes, Salmonidae. The record is from RefSeq and is a predicted model, not a curated record.
AUGGCUGUUCCUGGAGGGACAAUGGAAACGCUUGCUGACAUUCCACACCAUGUGUGGAAGAGCUUGUCCGAUGGCCUGAGACUAAGCCCCUCUGCUGUUGAUCAAAGUCGUAUUGGUGUCUGGGCCUCUAGGCCGAUUCCUAAAGGCAAGAGGUUCGGCCCUUUUGUAGGAGAGAAGAAAAAGCGGUCCCAGGUGUCCAGCAAUGUUUACAUGUGGGAGGUGUAUUUUCCAGCCAGGGGCUGGAUGUGUGUGGAUACCACAGACCCCAUGAAGGGGAACUGGCAACGGUAUGUAAACUGGGCUAACUCCACUCAAGAACAGAACCUUUUCCCCAUGGAGAUAAACCGAGCCAUUUACUACAAAGUGUUACGGCCAAUUGGGCCAGGGGAUGAGCUGCUGGUGUGGUACAAUGGGGAAGACAACCCUGAGAUAACAGCUGCAUUAGAGGAAGAAAGAGGCAGCAGUCUGAGCAAGAAAAAUUCAACCAGGGCAAAGCGAGCCAGAAGAAAGCUGUUGGAGGGAGCCAGACAGGCUGGUUUGGGUGCAUUCCGUGGGCCCAGGCAAACAGGCGUAACCAAACCUAUUGUCAGAGAGAUGUGGGACACAGAGGAAGGUCCAAAUGAGGAAGAUGAGAGACUCUCCCCAUCACCAGGGCCUUCCAAGGGACUCGGGAGAGCUCCCCCAUGGGGAGGAACGGCCUCUCUCAAGCCCAGUUCAUCUCAGCAGCAACACAGCAGAGUGCUCAGUCUGCUACUGAAGCUGAGCCAGCAGGAGAGGAGUGAGCAGCCUGAUCUGCCACUAAGCCAUAGCAGCCCAGGUGAGGUGGGGCCUGGGAGCCUUCAGACUGCCUCAUCCCUACCAAGGCCUGAACCAGAGGCUGACCCAUACCUCGACCCUGACCUUGAAGGUGACCCCCACGGAGAGGAGUCCCAUCCCUGCCAGCACUGCGAGCGCCAUUUCUCCACCAAACAGGGCUUGGAGCGCCACACACACAUCCAUGCCACYGCAAACCAGCARACGCACACRUUCAAAUGCCGUUACUGUGGCAAGUCCUUYGGCUCGCAGGUGGGRCGUCGGCGGCACGAGCGGAGGCAUGAGAACGGGCCAAARAACAARGGCCAAAGGCCUGGCUCACURGCUGGGACUGCUACUUUACUCASUCCUCUGGGGCAGGCUGRYKGUUCSAGCCCAGACUGURSCACUGUCUCUGGCCACUAYGUUGUCAKGGGSUCCCCKGUCCCUGGAGGACYUAUGSRGAGCCYUSAGGUUGUGAGGAAGGACCCUGCGGCUGAGAGUGAYCRGCCSUUUAUCGUGGAUGAGAAUGGWGAGACAAAGGAGCUUCAUCCUUGCAAGUACUGUAAUAAGGCUUUCGGCACUCACACCAACAUGCGCAGACACCAGCGCAGAAUCCACGAGCGCCACUUACUGCCCAAGGGUGUGCGCAGGAAAGGCAUGCUGCUGCAGGAGAGCCCRYMWCAGCWGCAKCRUCUGCCUGARCAGUCCCCYMGUGYCAGCCCACCCCYYGUCUAUGUGCCYAGUGCAGACACUGAGGAUGAGGGGGACCGAGAGGAGUACAUGGUCGACAUAUCCRAUAACAUCUCRGAGAAUCUCAGCCUGUACAUCGACGGCAAGAUCCUGUCCGCUAGUUCAGUCAGCGGCUGUGAGGUGAUCGAAGUGGACUCCAGUUCUGCAGCACUGUUUGGUCUCGAUGCAGUGGUCAUCAGCCCCAAUCAGAUCAGUCAGGCUUUCAAAGUGGACACCAGGACCUGUGCUGUGAAGCAGGUCUCCAACCUCGGCCAGCCCACGACGAAAAGGAGAACGUCGACACCCCCGCUCAUGCCCAGUCUUAAAAUGGAGUCUGAAAAUGGGUCCUCCUCUGCCUCCUCUUCCUCCUCCACGUCUUCCUCAUCUGCCUUGUUGGUGGAAAGUCUCUUCCCUCAGUCCUCAGACUCAUUAGCAUUUCAAAAGGAGAAAACUAUCUAUCUGUCUCCUAAGCUCAAACAGCUCCUCCAGACUCAGACAGACGGUCAGAAACCCACCAUCGCCCUGAUAGCAGACAGCCACAGAUUAGCUCCCCCUCUCUCCGUUGCGUCCCUGCCUGCAACCUCAGGCAGGUUUAAGAGAAGAACGGCUUCCCCUCCCUCAUCUCCACAGCUCAGCCCUGCGCUGAAAGCAGAUGGCUGUAAGAGCGAGGCUGGGGUCUCGUCGUACACCCUCAAGGUGCCAAAGCUGGAGAGCCUGGGCAUGUCCUCUGCCUGGAGUCUGUCCAGCAAGGAGGAGAGGGACACCAUGAGUCCCAGCGGGAAGGACGGGUGCAGCUGGUCUGCCUCUCGGAGCGGAGGGAACUCAUGUAAUCAGCAGCCCUUGGACCUUUCCAGCGGCAUCAGUAAAUGGAGUGACGGCUUCAACAAGACGCCCAGGGAGGAAGUGCUGGAUUUAAGCAUGAGUCGGAAGAGUACAGCGGAGCCAGAGUCCAAGGGAAGUCCAGCUCCGACACAGCCCCACACCAAGAAGAAGAAGCCCAAUACCAGUAUGCUAGAGAAGGUGUUGAUGAAUGAGUACGCUGGCUUAAACCCAGCAGGAGAGGAGGGCUCUUGUGCCCUGGGAAGCCCAGAUUCUCAGUAUACUGCAAGCAGUGGUACAGGCACAGCUUCUCACAGUCCCUCUUCCAAUAUGCCCUUUGAAUCAGCCGAUCCCUCCCCCCCCUCUCUAACCCCUGUCACUAUGAAUCCCUCCUCCCCCUGCGUCUCCAGCCUCACCUCUCCAACUCCACCUCCCCCUGUCCUACCCUCUAUGCCCUCACCAGACUGCCCCACUUCCAGCUCUCUCCCUCUCCUCUCCCCUAAAAUGUCCCCCAGAUCCAUUGACCAUUGUGAGGACGAGUCAGUUUGUGUAUCUAACUCUACUACAGCAGAGACAAUAUUAGCUGCGGUAAGUAACAGUUAUGGAGAUGAGGAACAUGUCACUAAGCCAGUAGACCCCACCCACAAUACAGAUCCCAUUAUCGGGAAAGCUUUAUCAAACCCCUCUACAGAGUCCUCCUCAGUAUCUGAUGUUGUCCCUGUGAGUCUAUCCUCAGCACAAUCUAAACCUGCUAAGAGUGGGAACCACAGUUUCUUAGAUAUCCAAAUUAACCCAGACCUGGAACCGAUUAUUACUGCGGGACAGGGGAAAUCCCAAUGCUCUGAACUCCCUGUUUUAUCACCCGUAAAAGAAUCCCCCCCCACUUCCUCAUCGACCUCUCCUGUUGGAAUAUCAGAUGUCCCAGCUCCGUCAGUGGUCUCCCCAGCAUCACUCUCUAGCACUGUGAUUAAAGAGGAGGUCCAGCACAUGGAUCAGCUGGCUGAUUUAGGCCUUCCUCCUGGUGCCACAGUGUCUUCACCUCCAUCUGCUGCUGCUGAAAAGCCCUCUGAGGAGGUGGUGGAGGAGGAGGGAUUGGAGCCAGACCCCUUCAGUAAGAGCUUUGUGUGUAACGUGUGUGAGGAUCCGUUCCGCUCCAUCAAAGAGCUCAGUCGGCACAUCGUGGAGCACGCCGCUGAGUGGCCCUACAGGUGUGAGUUCUGUGUGCAGCUGUUCGGGAAUGCUCCGGCCCUGCUGGAGCACCGCACAGCCCUCCAUGGUGUGGGACGCAUCUUUGUCUGCUCCUUCUGCUCCAAGGAGUUCGCCUUCCUCUGCAACCUCCAGCAGCACCACAAAGACCUGCAUCCCAGCCAGCCGUGCACACACGCAGCGGUGGAGAGCAGCAAGCUGAGGCCACAGAAUUACACAGACCCAGCCAGGGCCAAAGAGGAGAGUAACCCCUCCUCAACCACAGGGCCUGAGUCCUCUGCUGAAGCUGCCUCCUCCCAGGGGGUCUCUGAUGUGAAGGAGGAGGAGCAGCCUGAUACUAACGGGAAGCAUGAAGAGGCUGGACCGGAGGACCCAACUGAAGAGCUCUACACUACAAUAAAGAUCAUGGCUUCUGAGGGAGGCAAGCCUAAAGGCCCAGACGUACGCCUGGGCAUUAAUCAACACUACCCCAGUUUCAAGCCACCCCCCUUCCCCUACCACAACCGCACSGCUGCAGRCUCRGUGGCCUCGGCCACCAACUUCACUACCCACAACAUMCCCCAGACAUUCAGCACUGCCAUCCGCUGCACCAAAUGCGGCAAGAGUUUCGACAACAUGCCCGAGCUGCACAAGCACAUACUAGCCUGUGCCAACGCCAGUGAUAAGAGGCGGUACACUCCCAAGAAGAACCCCAUCCCUCUCAGACAGAUAGUGAAGCCCCAGAACGGCUCUCUGUCGCCUGCCUCUGCUGCCAACGCAGGGCACAACGCCUUCCGCAGAAUGGGCCAACCCAAGAGGCUCAACUUCAACCACGAACCGCCUGGCAAAACCAAGAUGAGUUCCCUCAGUAGGAAGAAGAACCAGCUGGUUCAGAAGGCCAUCGCUCAGAGGAAUGAGACUGUAGCUACUGUUAAGGCCCCUAGCCAGGUUAAAGAGGAGGAGCCGCAAGAGCAGGAGGUCCACGUAUGCCCUCACUGCAGCAGAGAGUUCACCUACCCUGCCAGCCUCAGUAAACAUAUAGCAGGCAGCUGUCCCAUGAAGCCGGUCUCUAAAAAGGCCAAAAGGGGAGCCGCAACAGAGGCAACACCAGCUGUAGACAUAAACAUGAGCCUUCGACGGAGAACCACAGACUCUGAGAUCCAGCAGCCAGAGCCGGCUGAGCCGGUUCCCAAAACACUUAGCAAAACUCGGGCUCGCAACUCUGGACCUGGCCCUGCGGAGGCUGAGGCCCCACCACCGGUGGGUAAAGGAAAGAUGGCUGCCACACAGGUGUGCACCAAGAGGCCAGCCUCUUUCCCAGCUGCCACAGUUUCUCUCAGCAAGAAAAGUAAAAAAGGCAAAGUUCAAUCGUUACCCCCCACCCCGUUGCCCUCAGAGAGUCCCAGUGACUCUUCACCGCGGCCAGCAGCUCAGACAAAGCAACGCAUGGGCAAGGAAGUGCCACCCAAGAAGGGAGCGGAGGUGAAAUCGCCCCAACAGCAGCAGUCUCAGGUGCCGCCUAAGAAAGAACGGUUCUCUCUGAGAGCGAGGGAGAGAGCUGUUGGGCCGGUGACUCGGAGCCUGCAGAUGGCCAACACUGCAGCUCCUGUGGAGGUGAAAACAGAGGACCUCUCCAGCCAGAAGCCUGAAGAGACCCAGGAAUACUUGCUGAAAUGAGCCAGGUAGAGAAAUGUGGAUUCUGAGGAUUAAGAAGUCCCUGGCUAGGAGGAUGUCGCUGUGCUGGCGCGCCUCUGGUGAGAAACUCUGGCCUUCCCAAUGAUCUGACAGACAGACAGGAGGAUCUGGAGGUGGGCUGAUUCCAUUACAGGACAACAUGAACUCUGCUCUCUACUCCCGUCACAUCACAUGCUGUGUUGGCUGAACAGGGGGAGGGGCGCCGCUCUCUACAUCACUCUCUGUGAAAUGAGCCUGGGACAGGGUGCAGAUUUCUAAACACAAAAAAAAGAAAGGAUUAAACAGACUAUUAAUGACAAUGAAUAAAUAUAAUAUAUAUAUUGUAAGUCAUAACUUGACUCGUAACAUUGAUGUUGGGGUUCCGUAACGGUUAAAAGCUGAUAUUGCAAAUGGCAAUCAUUUAUAUCCGUUCACAAAACUGGUCUGGUGUUUCUUUUUUGCUCCGUUUUCAUGUUUCCAUUGUUCGGUGGUUGUUGUUGAAUCCUCCCGUCUCUUAAUGCAUGUGCUGAAUCCAGCUGACAGAGACCUGUCCCUUGUCUGCGUGUCUGUCUCCAUGUCCUGCACCUACUCUAAUUCAUACAAAUGAUUUGCAAAUGAAUAUGUAUGUUUGAUUUCACGCAGUGCUCCGUUGAGAAUGCAUUGUAGAAUAUCUCUUCGUUGGCUUCCUGACGAAAAUAGAAAUCAGCCAAGAUAAAACGGAACUGUUUUCAACUGUAGAAAUGGGUUGUCAGAAACGGCGUGUCCCAAGUGUGUGUGUGUGUGUAUGCGUUCAAAUGUGCGUAUGGGUAGGCUUGCACCUUAUGUGUGGGCUGACAACCGUUGUCCCCUUGAUCUCAAAGUUGCGAUGUCUGUUUGCUCUCCGGCAUGUUUUCCUUAUGUUGCUUAUCAGAGGAGUACCAGCAGGGCAACCUGCCGCAACCAGAACAAUGCAGCCGUACACCUCUGACAGUUAGCUCCCUGGGAAAGGGAUGGGGGAAGAUGACACAUGCCUUCCACAUUGAAAAUGUGUGGGGGGGGGAGGGAAGAAACACUGCCACUUAUCCAGUUUAUUGACAUUGUGGAUUUCUCAGAGGCUCACAUUUUUAUUGAUGUGUCAUACAUAGUUAUAAGUAGUCUUGUCUGAAAGCACUUUAAAAAACAUCUGCCAAACUGUUUUGAUUUGAUCGGUAUGAAUCCUUGAAUGAUUUGGGUUCAAAUGUGAAGAAUGGAAUGUGGAGAUCUCUAUUACAUAUGACUGAGAACUGGGUUGCCUCAAAGUCAGUGAAAUAUAGUCGUUGGAAUAUUGCCCUCGUUUAAGACUCCCUGUAGAUUGAGCAAUUUUGAAUAGUUCCCCAGACUUGAUUUCAUCUGUAUGAUGUAAUCAAAUGCAUUAAUCUGAAAUAUGUAGCGGCGGUGAUCGUGUGCGGAGGAUUGCCCCCCCAAAAAAUCCGCCGUGAUGAUGUUUGGAAAUAUUUCAGAAAGGUUUGAGAAUUGGAAUCAUGGCUGUAGAAGGGGAGAGCAGAAACCACUGUGUUCCAGUAAUAAGGAUGGCCUUGAAAAGUUGCUUCAGUUAUGUUCCUUGCAGCUGCAAACAUGCCGCAGUAAGGUCAUUUGAUUGCUGAUUAUUUCUGUAGUCAAGGGUGGCUGGGAGGUAGUGUAUUUUCUUCAAUGUCAUCUAUAUGUAGGCCUAUUACAUGUUAUAACAUACUUUGACAAAGUAUUGUACUUUUGAUUAUGAUUAGUCCCUAUCUAUCCCAUGAUGUGUUUAUAUAGAGGAAUUAUCAUGUCCCUGUUUACAAUGCUCACCCCACUGUUGCUCCUUCUGGACCAUCUGCCUUUUACAGCUGAGGUAGAGGAGAGGGAUAUGACUCAAGUGCUUGUAGCAUGUUUGAAAAAAAACUAAUUGAACCAUAUAUAUAUAUAU